AUGCGCUUGCGCCUGGUCCAGGUUCGCUUCUUCAUCAAGGUUCAACCGCCUUUCUACGUCAACAUCGACACGUGCUACCUGCGGUCUGGUGAGACGUUGGAGAUUCGCGUGGAGUUCGAUCCGGCCUACAAAGUGGAUCGCGUUUGUGGCACCGUGAAGCAGAAGCUGACAAUCGUGUACCAGGACCACCCGCAGCGGGAUCAUGUAAAUCUGGUUGGUGAAGUCAUCUUCCCAAAUCUCACGCUCAGCAACAACAAGUUGGAUUUCGGCUCCGUCCUCAAUGAGACGAGCAAGCAGCUCACCAUCACCAUGGCCAACCCCAAUGCUCUUCCCGUGAAUUUCCAGUGGUCCUUCGUGGAAGAAGCAGAGAUGAGCGAAGAUGAUGUAAGCGGCGGACAAAGGGCUUCGGUUGUGAUGCAGAGCACGGCGAACUCGGCUGCGAACUCCUUCAGUUCAGGAUUUCCGCCGAAACCGACGGCUUCCAUCCGCUCCAACGCCGAUCCGAAUCUGGAGAUGUCCAGCCUGCCGCGCCUGUCGCAAGUGGCCGAAAUGCAGGGCACGCUCCUCCCCAAGCAGAAGCAGCGCCCGGUAGUGGACAUCAAUCAGAUCUUUGACAUCCUGCCGAUCAUGGGUGUCUUGGAGCCGGGCCAAACGCAGGAUGUCACCUUCACGUACUUUGGCAUGAAGAACCAGAAGUUCGACUGCUUGGCCGUCUGUCAGACGGAGGGUGGCCCGGAGUACGAGGUGACGCUGAAGGGUCAGGCAUCCCGACUGGACUUCCGCCUCGACAAGACGGAGCUCGACUUCGGCGAGAUUCCGUACACGGAGGUGCAAGAGCGGGAGAUAGUCCUCGCAAACACCGGCAAGGUCGCCUUUCAAUUCAAUUGGAACCUUUGCGCUCUCUCACGUCCUCCGGUGCUCGACUGUUGGCCUGUCUCUGGCCAAAUCAAUCCUGGCGACAAGGAGCGAAUUACGAUCCGAUUCCGUACAGGUAUUCCGGACGAGGUGAACGAAGUCGCACUGCUGGAAGUUGCCCACUUCGAGCGGCAGCGAAUUAACGUCCGAGGACAUGGGAUCUUUCCGGGGAUCCUGCUCUUGCAGGGCAGCAAUCCUGACGUCUUCAAGGGCCUGGAGCGCAGCAAUGAGCAAGAGCAUCAGACGAACAAGGAGUUGGCACUGCAGCGGCUCAGAGAGAAUGGACCUCCUCCUCAAGCCGCCUGUGUCUCGUCCACCUCCAGCAUGCACAGCACGGAGAUCUCUCCAAACGACUCUGCUGCGAGCCUCGCGGAGUGGCAGCCAGAGCCACAGGUGGUGGAGUUCGAGGUUGACCGCCACUUCAUCUGCCAGUCGCUUCUGGCGAAAGAGAAGGAGCUGUGGGAGAAGCACCUGGAGAAGUGCAACAAGGAAAGCAAGGACACCUUCGGCAAGGGAUCGGGGAGAGGCUCGGCAAGGGGCCGCGGCGAGCGGCGCCCGAUGUUGGAAGUGACGCACAUCACAGCAGCCUAUUACGAAUGCAACUUCGGGCACAUUGUCCUUGGCCACUCCGGCAAGAAGGUGAUCUCGGUAUACAACUGCUUCCACGAGAACGUGUCCUUUAACAUCAACAAGCGGCUAUUGAUGCAGAAAGGCUUCCAGAUAAGCCCAGAGAAGGUGAGCAAACUACCGCCCGGCAAACAAGUGAAGCUGGAGCUCACCUGCUUCCGCGACAGGACCGGUGAGGAGGGCAAGCAGGAGCUGAACUGGAUCAUUCCGGUACGGGGUGGGCCAUCCUACGAGGUGAAGCUGAUGAGUGAAUUUGUGCGGCCUGACCUGGAGCUGUCUUCCGACUCCAUCGACUUCGGGCACGUGGUCGUUGGACAGGUGAAGAGGAUCACCAUCAAGCUUCGCAACGCCAAAACAGUGAUGGCCAGCUGGGAUUACAAGGCCCCGACGGCGAAGCCCGGGAAGCCCAUGGAGUUUGCAUACUCCCUGAGCCCUCGCUCCGGAAGGGUUGCUCCUGGAGAGUCUCAGCUGGUGACGGUGAGCUUCACGCCGACAUCAUCGCGCUCUUACAACCAGAAGGUGGCCCUCCGGAUCAUGGACAACCCCAUGAGAAAGAUGCUGCACAUGAGAGGAUGUGGUGACGGCUUGAGGGUGAAUGUGGAGCCUUCGACCACCUUCGAGCUGGGUCCGGUGCUGCCGGGCACGGAGGACUGUAUGCAGGAACUCUUCCUGUGCAACCCCACCAACUACACCAUCGAGGUGUACAGUGUGGACUUCGACACGAAGUAUCAGGAGGAGGAGUUCUUCCUCCAUGUCUACGACAAGUAUGAGAACAACUCCAUGGAGAUGCCGGUCCGCACCCCCGGAGCACUGACCUGGCCGGCUGUGGCCAAACACGGUCGGGAGGUGCGGCGCCAACAGGAGCGGCAGCGGAGGCUGCAGGAGAAGGAGCGCCGGCUCAAGGAGCGCGCCCUGCGGCUCCAAGAGGCCACGCUCCGUGUAGAGGCGGCCAGGAAGGCUUCGGAGGAGCCGCCAGAGGAUCCGGAAGAGGCCGAGACGCUUGGAAGGCAAGAGUCAGGCAAAAGUCUCGGGGAGAUGUGCACGACAGCUUGCGGGCUUUCAGGGAAUUCAGGCGGAGAAGGGCUUGAUGGCUUUAGGGUAUGUUUCGUCGGGUGA
Messenger RNA from Symbiodinium necroappetens, 2658 nucleotides. NCBI's taxonomy places the organism in Eukaryota, Dinophyceae, Suessiales, Symbiodiniaceae. The record is from the annotation of a GenBank genome assembly.